AUGCUUACCGCGACAGUCGACAGUCGCGCGCGUGUCGCCUUCGAGCGGCUCUUUGGCCUUCAUCUUGAGCUCGCCACCGCCGUUCAGUCAGCUCUCGUCAGGAUGUCAGAAGUUCAGACAAAGGUGUACGAUGGCCAGAAACCAGGCACGAGCGGUCUGCGCAAGAAAGUGACAGUGUUUCAACAAGAACACUACACAGAGAACUUUGUGCAGGCCAUCUUGUCUGCCAUCCCCGAACCGGGCGUCAAAGGCAGCACGCUCGUCGUGGGAGGCGAUGGGCGCUACUUUGGUCCAGAGGCAAUUCAAAAAAUUGUCAGCUUGAGUGCCGGCAAUGGCGUCUCGAAGCUCAUCAUCGGUCAAAACGGUAUCCUCUCCACUCCCGCAGCCUCACAUCUCAUCAGGAAACGGAAAGCGACUGGCGGUAUCCUGCUCACUGCCUCACACAAUGCUGGAGGUCCAAAGGGAGAUUUUGGCAUCAAGUACAACAUGGACAACGGCGGGCCUGCACCGGAAGCAGUGACCAACAAGAUCUACGACAUCACAAAGACCAUCAAGUCUUAUAAGCUCGCAGAAGUGCCCAAGAUUGACCUUUCCACCAUCGGAGAGCAAAAGGCAGGCUCACUCACCGUCGAGAUUGUGGAUUCAGUCAAAGACUAUGUCCUCUUGCUCAAAUCCAUCUUUGACUUCUCGACCAUCAAGUCUUUCCUUCAAUCUGACCAGGGCGUCUCUGUCCUCUUCGAUGGCAUGCACGGCGUCACAGGCCCAUACGGCCGCGCAAUCUUCAUCGACGAGCUGGGAUUGAGCGAAAAGACAAUCCAGAACUGCGUGCCCCUACCAGACUUUGGUGGCGGCCAUCCCGAUCCCAAUUUGACCUAUGCGCACGACCUCGUCCACAAAGUAGACGCCGAGAAUAUCCAAUUUGGCGCGGCGAGCGAUGGCGAUGGUGACAGGAACAUGAUCUACGGCAAGAGUGCUUUCGUUACACCCUCUGACUCGGUCGCUAUCAUUGCGGACUGGGCAGAAUCGAUUCCCUACUUUGCCAAGGGCGGCGUCAAAGGUCUCGCGAGAAGCAUGCCGACCUCUGGCGCGAUCGAUCUCGUGGCCAGAGCGAAAAAGUUCGAAGUCUUUGAGGUCCCUACAGGCUGGAAGUUCUUUGGCAAUCUGAUGGAUGCCGGCAGGCUGUCGAUCUGCGGUGAGGAAUCCUUUGGCACAGGCUCGGACCACAUCCGAGAGAAGGAUGGCCUGUGGGCCGUCGUCGCCUGGCUGAGUAUCCUUGCCGCUGCAUCGAAGCAGGGCAUUCGAAACGGCAUUCAAGGCAUUUUGCAAGAUCAUUACACAAAGUACGGCCGCACCUUUUUCUCACGCUACGAUUACGAAGAAGUCGACUCUGACGCGGCUAACAAAGUUAUGUCGGAACUUGAAAAGAAGUUUGCCGCUGGCGAGUUCAUCGGUUCUGAUCUCAAAGCGACAAGCUCCUCCACGACCUUCAAAGUGAAGGAAGCCGACAAUUUUGCCUACACUGACCCAAUCGAUGGCUCAGUCUCGAAGAACCAAGGUCUCUACGUUCGCUUCUCGGACGGCUCUCGCGUUGUCUUCCGAUUGAGCGGCACGGGCAGCUCCGGCGCGACGAUCAGACUCUACGUGGAGAAGUACUCCAAGGACAGUAGCGAAUAUGCGGGCGAUACGCAGGAAGGACUCAAGCCACUCAUCGAAGUCGCGCUCUCGCUCAGUCAGCUGGCCGAGAUCACCGGUCGCGACAAGCCCACUGUCAUCACAGUGAGCCCCUGGCUGCAUCUUUCGUGCCGUUCGCUGACUCGCAUGACAGUGAACACGGAACGUCAUAGGAAAGAGAAAGCGUCUACGAGAAUGCAAAUGAUGCUGUCAAUCUAG
Molecule: messenger RNA, 1890 nt
Organism: Mixia osmundae IAM 14324
Lineage: Eukaryota; Fungi; Basidiomycota; Mixiomycetes; Mixiales; Mixiaceae
Exons: 5
Coding region: 1-1890 (629 amino acids)
Biological process (GO): carbohydrate metabolic process
Cellular component (GO): cytosol
Molecular function (GO): phosphoglucomutase activity
Source: RefSeq, a predicted model, not a curated record